Molecule: messenger RNA, 7730 nt
Organism: Ectocarpus sp. CCAP 1310/34
Lineage: Eukaryota; Phaeophyceae; Ectocarpales; Ectocarpaceae
Source: the annotation of a GenBank genome assembly
CGCCCUGUGUCUGACAGACCAACCGACAACCCCGGCAAGAGGGGGGCGCUCUGUUGCUCUCUCGUGAUGCUUCGGCUGCUGUCGGGGGAGAUAGACGAUGCCGUACGGGAGGUCAAGUUAAUAGAGGAGGCCCUGUCCGGCAGCGCCGGUUGCGACGCCGGGGGCAGCGGCUCGUACCUCGGGCUAACCGACCGUGGGGCCUUGCUGGAGUUGCUCCUUUGCGCCCGACGGCAGCUGAACCUGCUUCGAGAGAAAGAGGUAGCAAUCCUCAAGUCUUCUGCUGCUACGGAGGGGCGAUCCGAUCAGCACUUUGACGAAGAACCUUCGCCGUCGACCGCUACGGGGGUUUGCCAACCCGGAGGAGGCGUUAGCGACACAAGAAGACUCUCGGACGUGACGACUUGGAUGUCGUGCAGGAGUCUGCUGGACAGCAUGGGCGUGGGGGACAUCCGCCUAGUGCACUCGGCGGUGCCAAGAGCGAAGCUGAGCGUAAUCGUCGACGCGUUGCACCUGUUUCAAUGGCCGGGGGCGGCCGCGGCAAGGAGCCUCGCCGCCGGCGCUCGGUAUCGGGCCGCGGGGGACCAAGAACAGGCCGGGCUCCACGCCUACCUGAAUGCCGUCAUCCCCCCGGGGGACGCGAACGAGUGGGUCAUUCCUGUCGUGGGGGGGCAAGACCCCGGCGCCGCGGCCGAAAGCGGCGGCCACGACAAUAACUCCUCCGACUUCUUGUCCGUACCGUGCGACGGUAGCUGGAGACGAGGCCGCCGCUCUUGCCAGGCGAGGGACGGGCGGGCGGCGGCGACUGAAGGGGGGGGGGGUACGCAGAGGGCAGUUCGCGGGGGAGUACCCUCCGCGGCGAUCUGUCUCUCCGAGGCCAUCAGCUGCGGGGCCCCCGCCUCCGGCUUGCGGGUGCUGUUGGAGGUGGUUCUGCCUCAGGAAACGUCGGCUAUCGCUAACGGCACCGCCAUCGCGAGCUGCAAGAACGGCGAGGAUAACGGCUGUCGCCGUGGCAGAGGCAGCUGCCGCGGCGCGCUGUCGCCGCGUGCCGCGGGCGCGGGCAGGCAGCAGGCGACGGGGCUGUACCGGGCGAUCGGGGCCCUCGUCGCGGCGAAUCGCCGGAGUCCUCUGACGAGGCCCGUGGUCGUCCUAACCGACCUGCAGGCCUCCUGGAAGCUGCUCUGGCUGGGCGGGGCGCGCUCGGACCUAGCUCCGGCCGGAGAGGCGGCGGCGGCGGAGACGGCCUUCCACCAUGCGGCAGCAACCACCGUCGACGGCGACGAGGUUGACAUAUUUGUGUGGAGGAUGAGUCCGCGCGAUGCGAUCUCGGUCGUACGGUCCAUGCUGGAUGAGGAGGCCGUGGGGUGGGACGGACAGGUCUCGUGGGCGCCUCGUCAAGGUGAUGCUGCUGCUGCUGCUGCUGCUGCUGCUGCUGCUGCUGCUGCUGCUGCUCCUGGGGGGGGCGGUACACUCGGCGACGACGGCUUUCACGCUCUCGCAUGGGCAAACGAAGGAGCAGCAGGAGGAGGAAGAGGAGGAGGAGGAGGUGGAGUUGCGGCAGGAGAAUCAAAGGGCCCAAUGGAAUCGCUGAGAGACCGGCAUCUCGUCGGCCGUCGCAACUUCGGCCGGCCUCACUCUUGUCCCCGCCAUGGGGGCUCGCGGGCGGCUUCGUCCGCUGCUGCCGCCAACGGCGGCAGCGGCGGCGGCGGCGGGGGGGUAGAAGCCUACAUGGGGGGAAUCGCUAGCACCUCGAGCCCCCCGCUGGCGAUGGAAAUGGCGCUGCGCAGGGAGCACGCCUCUUCCUUCACGGGGAAUAGCUUGCCCGGGCAGUGGACAGCAACGGGGGGUAGCUUUGGGGAGGGCGGGGAGCUCCCGCCGAGAGAGUGCCGAGCCUUUUCGGCCGGCGUUCAGCACGCUAGUGACGGGUUAAACAGGGCGGCCGAGAUGAUGGGACGGCGGUCUACUUUUGCGAAUCUCUACCCGCUCCAUGGAGGAGUAGGCGGCGGCAACAGCGGAGGAGGGGGAGCGGGGGACGAAGGGUACUCGGUCGACGAUCGCUUCCGGGGGCGGCUUUCGAACGGUAAUGAUCAUUCUACCAACGGCGGCGCGACGCCCAGAGAGCAUCGAGGCGGAAGCUUCAACAACGACGGCAGAGGCUCAUCAGACAACAACAACACUAGGCAGCGCUCCUUUACGGCCUCGUCCCCUCGAACGCGACCGCUGUCAUCGCCAUCUGCUCCGGUUAACCCGCUCGCCGACCCGACCAUCCUCCGACAUCUCAUCUCCUUCGCCGCGAGGAACGGCUUUCUGUUCGUCGCCGGGGUUUCCAGGAGCUGGAGGGAUGCCUGGGGCGUCGAGCGGCCGCCGGAGACGGAGGUCGAUGCGGCCGUGCAGUCGCCCUCUCGGCUGGGGUGGGCGAGGGCCAGCGGGCUGGGCUGGGGGCCGAGCGUGUGCGCGCGGGCUGCGUCGGGGGGGCACCUGGCGACGCUGCGGUACGCCAGGGCUCUGGGCUGUCCUUGGGACUGGACUUGCUGUGCGCUGGCCACCACGAAGGCUCUUGUCCCGGUGAGCACGAUGAUCCAGUGGGCCGCAUCACAGCCAGCGUCUUCCUCCUCUUCUGUGGUUGCUGACGACCCUUUGCGACCGAAGCGCCUUGAGGUGCUCAAGUGGUGCAGAGAGAACGGGUGCCCUUGGGACGAGGCUACAACGUCCGAGGCUGCCCGGGAGGGAAACAUGGAAAUCUUGCGGUACGCCGUGGGCAACGGCUGUCCUAGGAACGUGCUAAUGUGCGCGUACGCCGCGGCGGCAGGCCACUUGGAAACCCUCAAGUGGGCAAGGGAGGAGGAUGGCUGUGGCUGGAACGAGGCGACGUGUGCGUUCGCGGCAGCAGGGGGUCACUUGGAAGUCCUGGAAUGGGCGAGAGAGAGGGGUGCCCCAUGGGGAGAGGAGACGUGCGCAAGUGCCGCCAGGGGGGGGAGGCUUGAGGUUUUGAAGUGGCUGAGAAAGCACGGGUGCAAGUGGGGGGCGGGGACGUGCGGCAACGCGGCCGAGGGCGGACACUUUGACGUCCUUAUGUACGCCAGGGGGGAGGGGUGUCCGUGGACUGAGGCGACCUGCACGCUAGCCGCGAGGGGAGGUCACCUGGAGAUCCUCAAGUGGUGCCGCAAGAACGGCUGCAGUUGGGCCUCCGCGACGUUCAGGGCUGCCGCGGGCGUGGGCAACCAGGAGAUGCUUUGUUUCCUGUUCGAGGAGGGUUGCCCCUGGGACCGCCGGACUUGCGCCGCGGCCGCGAGGAACUCGGACCUCGAGACCCUCAAGUGGCUGCGGCUCAAGGGCUGCCCGUGGGACUCGCGGGUGCUGGACGCCGCGGCGGAGGUCGGGGCGAUGGACGUGUUCGAGUGGGCAGUGAGCAACCAGUGUCCUUCCUGACAGAGAUGUGCCGGUCCGCGGUGGUAGCCUGGGCCGCCGACGCCGCGAAGCGGACGGCAUGAUGUGGUUGGGAAGGCGCCGCCAGCACAGGCGGUGCCAGCUUGCGUUGCCCAGGCAACGCACAGCGGUUGAAUCGUUCUUUUGAGAGGGAUGGAGACGGGAUGGGACCCAAUCAAGAACUGUCUGUGCCUAGACCAAGGACAGACCCCCCAGCGGGGCCUCUGCGUGGGGUAAUUGAGUCCCGGCAGCCGUUCAGAGAUGGCAAUUAUGAUACGGCUCCACCGGGGUGCUCUGUUGGUGUAAGCACCCAAGCAGCAUGGAGCAAGGCUGGAGGAAUCGAUGAUGGAAAGCUGCGCACGCUUCGAUAGGUGUAUUUUUUGUCGUUGCGAUUUCUGCCGAGGGUGUUGGACCCCAGGGGGCAUCUUUCAAGGGGGGGGGGCGGGGGGCGGGGGGGGGGAGGCUAGACGUAAACAAGCAUAGACGCCCCCCUCGAGUUGGUCAAGUGCAUGUUCUGCUUUAGGUUUCAUGCUAUUUAUAUCUAGGCUGUUUGUAUUUUCGAUUCUACAGCAGUCGCUCACGCGGUGCAGCAGUGUCCCGGCAAUAAGUCGUUGACCCAAGCCCGUCCAAUAGUGCUGACUUAAAAGUCGGUGAUUUUGAUGCCGCCUGACGAAUCUUGGGGUUGAGUGUUGAAUGUUUGGGAGUUGUUAGAGGGUAUCAUAAUGAUUGUUGUAGCAUUUUCAUCGUGUUAGAGGUACCUUAGACUUCCAUUGGUGUGGGGAUUGGAUAGCUCGACUUAAUGUUUUGUUUUGGGGAAGAUUGGUGUGGAAGAAACUGCGAUUGCAUGGUGUGCGCGCGUUCUAGACUUACGGAUGAAUCCAUUGUUUGGACGCCGGAGAAGGCGAUCCACGCUAGAGCACAAGGCGUGAUCAUAGAAAAACUGCUGUUCCGUUUAUUACAUGUUUAACCGUUUGUAGAGUUCGAGUAGUAGAGGUCGAGGACCCCAAAAAUGUGGCGCAACGGGCGGCGGCUAGUUUUCGGUGUCUGUCUGUGGUGGGCUGAAUAGAGAUGAAAGCAACGAGGGACGUGUGUGUCGUUGUUGUUGUUUUUAGGCGUUCUUCUUCGACUUCCAAAGGCACGACUGAAUGGUGUUUUUGGAAGACUCUCCUCUUUCGAGUUUUGCCGGGGCCGUUGGAUGGUAGACCCUCCUUCGGGAGGAAGGAGAGAAGGCGUCAGGAAGGCGCUUCGCGCGCGAGAUCAGUAUGUUUGCCUUGCGUCGCCCCCAAGUUUGUACGAUGCGAUUCUGUCGAGUAGCAUAGUUUUUGGGGCCGUUGUCAUUAUUGUUGCCGGGUAGGGGGGGAGCAUGGGGGGUCGCAACCGGUGCUUAUUAAGGGAGAAUGGGUAUUUCUUCGAGCAUUCUGUGUGUGAAUUUAUGUUGCGGGCAUAUGUACCGUGAGUGAAUUUGUUGCGGGGUGAGGGGCGGGUCGCAACUUGUGAUCUCUUAUGGAAGAAUGAGUGUAUCGUCGAACAUGCCGUGAGUAGUUGUUGGCGUGCCAGAGGAAGUUUUUUGCGUUUGAUAUGUUGGCUUUGCGGUACGCAGCUCGUCGGCUGUAACCGGAGCGCAACAACGGACCUUUGUUGUUUGUGUUGUUGCACAUUUUGACCCAUGGCCUGACGGAAGAAUGAUAGAGAAGAGGAGAGGAGAGAGCGUUGAUGUGUGGUGUCCGGUGGACGUUAAGCUGCAAGCAUGUCGAUUGCAAUCAAUCACAGAGGCCAAGUGCUCUCUGUCCUUAGAAGUGUCUCCCUGUCUAGAUGUUUUUUUUUUCCAAGAAAUUGGAUUUAUCGAAGGAGGGACAAACCUGAAAUUGUUUCUUGGGUGCAGGACAGACAAGCAGCUAGCUAGACAGGGCGUGUGCUUUUGGAGUGCUUGCGUGAUGGUGUACGUACGCGUACCCUCUCCUGUCCGCCCAAACAAAGCCACGAGUCAAUUCAUUUGUUUUUCGCUGGGACGAACGUGAAGGGCGACGGGGCGGGCGUGCUCCCGGUGUGCGUAUUCUGGUAGCCCAUGGCGCCUGUUUGUUGAGCGUUCCUGGGAUCCACCUUGGUUUUAGAUAUUAGAGGAGUGGUGAGGAGGGUUGCAGAAGGUGGCCCGCUCUCUCGUUAAUGUUUUCCUCGUCAGGGUUACUGGUGCGGUGUUGUGCCCAGAUAUGUUUGUUCUAAAUGCCGUCGAUAUCUGGGUCUUAACGAAUUGAACCGCGGUUGGUUUUGCGACCGUUGAUUUUUGAGUUUUUUUUUUAUAUAUAUGAAGCUGUUGCAUGUACACAUGCACGGAAGGCCGGCCGAAUACCUGCCGUUUCGUCGCGUGUGCUGUUGUUAUCGAGAGGGCGGUGGUGGUGUGUACCAGCCAUGCGGAGUCGAAGGUGUCGUCGGUGUUGCUCGCGCGAUCGACGAAUUCCCGCAGGUUUGCCGGUAUCUUUCUACAAUAAGUUGUCGUGUCAAUGCCGACGUAAAAAUAAUCGGCUUCUAUGCGUACGCAGCGAUACGAACGCCUCUUCUGAAGAAGGGUGCAUGCAAAUGCUAGAGCUGCUCGGGUGGAGAGGACAAACGCCGUACGGUAUGCAGAAGCUGCGAGCGACGGUGAUUAUUCGGAAAGUACAAGCGACGAGCGGCAAGUAGUUCCCACUUCAUGCGGGGCGUGUGCUCGGUUUCAGGUUCAUUGUCCCUCCCCCUCCGUCGUUUGCUUACACACGUGUGUUUGCCGUUGGCGUGAAACAUGCCGGAUUCAGGGGCUGCAACGAUACAGCCGCAGCCGGGGUAACCUGCUGCUAAACGUGCCGUAGAAAGCACCUUAGCGGAAGGAAUUAUGUAGUAGCAGUGUGGAGAUCAGGGAAGCGAAGGUGUAUUUCACGGACGGAUGAUAGUGUUCCCUCGUGACGUGCAAGCGUUGGACGAACGGAUGUGUGCAUACGGUGUGUGGAUAAAUGUUUAGUAAUGUGAGGGAAAACAACCGGUUGCCUACCAACUACCCGUCGUCGUACGGAUGCAACAAGAUACUCAUCACACUACUUUUCUUGUGCGAAUCUUCAUAUCUUGACUGCUCUCUAAACCACCUUGGGAGAAAAAGGGAAACCCUUUAGAGGACCAGCAUGUUUGCCGGAAGCAAGCUGCGAUACCAAUGAAUACAUCUUUAGUUCCGUGGGGGGAAAAAUCGUCAGAAUCUGGUUGACGAGCAAGUGUGAUACUGCUGCUGUGCACCUCUGCUGCAACGCCUUGUCUCUAUUUCAUGCCUGGAAGAUGGAAAGAUACCGCAGACCAUUUUUAGCAAGUCGACAACACAAUGCAGCGGGUGCUGCUGUGUUGUUCACUUGGCUCCCAGAGAAUGUCAUCGUCGCAUUUGUUCCACAAACAAAACCCCGGCAAUCACGGGCAUGACCGCUGCAUAUUGUAUCGUCACGAACAUGCGAUACCACGGCGGAAGCGAGACCCAAAUAUUUCUUGGGGGUGCGAGCUGGGAUAUAUUUUGCUGACUUUGGGGGUGAAGUCGCUCUGGAAUGUCAUGUACAGCACGAAGUGGUUGUACGCAUAGUAUACUACAUAGAAGCGGUUUACCUACAGUACUUCGUACUGUACCACUGCUGUAGCUGCUAUAUACAGAGUAGUACAUACAGCAGUCGAUGGUUUUUCACCGAAUCUUCAAGAUUCGAUAUUUUCCCGUUUGGUCUAAUUGCGCCGCUUCCCGAGAGUUUUCCAGAACCGGUUCUCUGUUGCUGCUGAUGCCGCACCUGACCACCUUAAAGCUCAGGGCUCGGGUGAGGACGUCGUGUCUUGAUGCGAGCUCUCACGCGAAAGGGAGAGGCGGCAAACAACUCAGCGGGAGAUGGAAAAUACGCACGCCGCAGCGCCGUCGUUGAAGCUGUCCCGUAUUUGAUAAAGGACACGCAGUCUCACAUCGUAACCUCGAGGGCGACCUCCCCGCAGCUCUUCAACCCUCACGUACGCGACCUCUCAGGAAGCAGUAGCUCUUUGUGAACUUACCAUUGUCUAGGUGUAUCAUGGACAGGCGGCGUCUGCAGGAGCUCCGCGAAGUCUAUAACCAGCUCUCCCAGCAGAGCACGGGGCCGGAUGGAUCCUCUGUCGCAGCAGCCGCAGCAGCCGCCGCUGCUGCAGCCGCCCUGAGCUCCGUGCCAGCUCCGGCGGCAUCAUUAGCAGCAGCGGGAAGCACCGCUGCUGCCGCUAGCCACACACAAGACAGUAGCAACCGCAGCGGCCUGGGUCGCACGCCCCCUGCUGAAGAAGACUUGCCCCUG